ACGGUUGGGGCUUAUAGCGGCGUGUAUGCCAUCGGAGCCAUGGCCAAGCAGCAGCAGCAGCAGAGCCCGCCGCGCAACCCGUACACCUUCACGCGCGAGGAGUACGACAACCUGGUGAAGCAGACGCCCAACUGCCACCUCAGCAGGCGCUCCAAGUACGAGGAGGUGGAGCUGGUGGACGACUGCACCCUCUUCGACAUCUACCGCCAGCCGCGCGCGCCCGUGACGGACCCGGCGGCCACCAAGACGCUGUCCGUGCGCCAGCUCAACGCCGACCUGACGUGCCCCAUCUGCCUGGGCAUCAUCAAGGAGACGAUGGUGGUCAUGGAGUGCCUGCACCGCUUCUGCGGCGACUGCAUCUCCACCGCCAUCCGCCAGAGCAAGCGCGAGUGCCCGUCGUGCCGCAUCCACAUCCCGUCCAAGCGCUCGCUGCGCCCUGAUCCCAAUUUCGACGCGCUCAUUAGCAAGAUCCACCCGAAUCUGGCCGAGUUCGAGCGCAACGAGGAUCUGAUUAUUCAGCAGCAAAACCGCACGCGGCACUUCAACAAUGCAUACACAGAGAGCACCCGCAUGGGUGUGCUCAGCCAAGCCGCCUCGCGUCGUCAUGGAGGGAGAAGGAAAGCGGAGGGAACCGCUUCAGCUUCGUCGUCACGUCCGUCCUCACCAUCGAACGGAUCGACUGGGGCCUCGCCGCCUACCGGAGAGAAGCGCAGCUCGCCUGGAGGUGGCUCUCCUAGUGAGACUGCUCCGUCGUCGGCUGCGGCGUCCGAGGACGAGAGCGCCCGCAAGAAACAGCGAGUGGAUAGUGCAGCAGCGAGUGCCAUUGCGUCAAAGCCGAAGGAGAGUGACCGAGUGACUCUGCGCGUGCUCCUGCACGAAGACGAACAGUCCGACGCCCCCAAGCUGGAGCGCACGCUGUUCACGACGUUCGCCAAGCUCAAAAUCCGUCACUUGAAGAAGCACCUCGCCGCUCUCCUCAAGCUGGACAAGUACGACAACAUGUGCAUCGUGCUGCCCGCCGUGAAUUGCACGCUGAGCGGGCUGUCUGACGAGGCCAAGGCGCGAAAGAGCGGUGAGAUCGCUAUCCGACAGGACCUGCAGUGCGACCAGGAGCUGGACGACUUUGUGACAUUAAAGGAUAUUUAUCAGCAGUACGGCAUGGGCACGGAUUGGGAGCUGCGCCUGCUGUACCACUUCUCUGCUGGCACGAUUGUCAAUGGUAUAGCGCAGUUCGUCUCGAAGAAGGCGUCCGUGGUCGCAUAA
This is a messenger RNA of Phytophthora sojae, 1263 nucleotides long. RefSeq lists its product as hypothetical. Gene Ontology annotation, molecular function: ubiquitin protein ligase activity; chromatin binding. Lineage: Eukaryota; Oomycota; Peronosporomycetes; Peronosporales; Peronosporaceae. Bases 40 to 1263 code for a protein of 407 amino acids. The record is from RefSeq and is a predicted model, not a curated record. Gene Ontology annotation, cellular component: ubiquitin ligase complex; PcG protein complex. The transcript is spliced from 2 exons.